This is a messenger RNA of Electrophorus electricus (electric eel), 3633 nucleotides long. RefSeq names its product Sad1 and UNC84 domain containing 1a (gene sun1a). The record is from RefSeq and is a predicted model, not a curated record. Gene Ontology annotation, cellular component: nuclear envelope; meiotic nuclear membrane microtubule tethering complex. Lineage: Eukaryota; Metazoa; Chordata; Actinopteri; Gymnotiformes; Gymnotidae. Gene Ontology annotation, molecular function: protein-membrane adaptor activity.
CCAUGUCAUUUUCACAUUGGUGGGAUUGAAGGAUGCCCUGCAAAGAUUAAGAAUACUGCAUCUUGUCCCUUUCUCCGCAAUAUACCAAAACCUUCCUUUCAUGUGGUUUUGUGACUCUUGCUAAAAUGACCGGAAUAAUUUAAUGCAAGUUGCUGAAAGUUUUUCAGGCUUCGCCCGGGAGACGUUUAGUAAAGAAUGAAAUAAAGAUUUCCAGCUACUCCUCCACUGCGCUGGAUUACGAGAGGGAGCACCACCUCGCUCCUGCCAUCGACUCUCCCAGUAUGACACGCCGCAGCCUUCGGCUGCAUGCUGCCGGCACCGGCCCCUAUGCGGAUGACGGUCUGCUAGACUCCUCCUUCAACCGCAGCGCCACCUACAGUACUGGAGGCUCUGUUCAUUAUGAAAGCAUGACGUCUCUCAGAAGCCGGAGGGCUCUUCACUCGGCGUCCGGCUCAGGGUUCCCGCUCCAGAUGCCGGCGAAGGGCUCACAGCCGUGCCCGGCCCUCGACAGCAGCCUGCACGGCUGCACCGCAAGCGACGCCUCGCUCCUGUCCACCCUGCUCGACGAGUCGAGCAUACAGGAGCACACGCUCGUCGACAGCUUCUGGGGACUGGAUGAGGAUGGAGAUCUAAAAGAUCAGACUAUGCUGGCGGACCACAGCCUGCCGCUGACCUCCAGCCACACAGCUCAGACCCAGACCUCUGCCAUGCACGCUGGAUACAUCUGCAGCGACUGCAUGGGUCACUGUGUUGAGAGGAGAGACAUCCUGCCUGCCGGUCGCUCCUACUCCAAGCCCUGCUCCUCUGCCUACUGCUCAUACUCUGCCACCGCCUCCCAUCCCCAGACGACAGUCUACAGUCGAGAGAAGAGCCGUCGGCACAAACCCGGUGUGCUGCGGUUGCUUUCUGGGGCCUUCCUGUAUAACAACAGGCGGGUUGUUGCAACUGUGACACAUGCGUUCAUACUGCUUAUACAGAGCGCUGUGCUGAAGACUCAGCGACAGGGCAAAGCCCUAUUGUGCUCAGUGAAGGAUGGGGGGGUGUGGGUGUGCAGGAGGUUGGCUGGUUCUGUAGCUGCAGCCGUCGCUCUGCUGACUCACCCCACUGGCCUGAGGGGGCCCGACCGUGGCAGUACAAGCGGAGUUCACAGUAGAUACUGUGGAACCAUGAAUCUAAAUGAAUGUGUCACUCAGAGGAACAACCCAAAUCUCAGUGGCCCUCUGUGCGAUGACUGCAAAGUGAAACAAAAUCCGAAGACAUGCCCAGUCCACACGUGGUCUUCCAGGGCCCAGCACUUAGUCGGGAUUCUGUGCUUCCUUAUUUCCUUCACAGGCAGUGGUCUGGUGAGGGCGGGGCAAGGGCUUCUUUCAGCUGGCUGGUUCGUCGUGCAGAAGAUUCCGUCCAUUGUCUGUUUGCCUGCAGUGUUUCCAGGCAGGGCAGCUUCAGGGGCAUUCUGGUGGCUGGGAGCAGCGUGGUACCAGUUGGUCCUUCUGAUGACCCUAUUGAACACCUUGUUCUUGACAAGGUGCGUGCCCACACUGCGACUGUUCCUCCUCAUUCUGCUUCCCCUUCUGCUGCUCCUUGCUUUCUGCUGGUGUCCCUCCAGCUUGUGGGACUUUCUGCCUGUGGCAGACGUGACGACGGGUCAUCACCUGAUCUCCCCCUCAGAUCCAGCACCUGUAAGCGAGGAUCUACCCUGCUUUGGCCCGUCACACACACACAGUCCGGACUUGGAGAGGCUGGAGAGGAUGGAACGGAGCCUGGCCCAGCUGUGGGAGCGGGUGGCGGCGGACAGCGUGCAGCAGGAGCGACACGCCAAGGUACUGGGCCUCUGUCGCUCGCUGCGUGACAAGCUGCGUGCGCGCAUGGACAGGGAGAGCCUGGAGCGGUGGGUGAGCGGCCUACUGGAACAGAGGGUCACCCUACUCAAGGAUGAGCUGGCCAGGGAGAUGCUGCAGCCAUCACUGCAGCGUCAGGAAGAGGUUGAAACGGAGGGACAGGCCCAGGAGUCUCGGCUGGUAAAGGUGGAAGUUCUUCUUCAGAAGCUGGCACUCAGAACAGAGGAGUUACAGAGAAGAGGCGAGGCGGAGACAUCGUUCAUCAGCAGGGGAGCAGACGUCGCCUCCCACGCCGUCCUGCUGGCAGAAGUGCGCAGGCUGGAAGAGGCGCUGGGCACCGUCAGGGCAGACCUGCAGGGCGUGAUGGCCUGCCAGGGGAGAUGUCAGCAGCUGGACUCCCUCCAUGAUGCAGUGUCAGAGAAGGUGAGGCAGGAGCUGCGCACCCUUCUGUAUGGCGCUGAGGGACCAGAGCCAUCAGGUCCUCUGCUGCAGUGGCUCUCUACUCAGUACGCCAGCAGCCACGACCUGCUGGCCUCCCUCGCCGCCCUCGAGGAGAGAAUUCUGGGUAACUUGUCCCUUCAGUUGGAGCAAACGCAACAAAAGCCCAGCGCUGAGACGGUCACCCAGGCUGUGCUGCAAACCGCAGGCAAAACGGGCUUAUCAGAAGAGCAUGUGCAGCUGAUGGUGCAAAACGCUCUGAAGCUGUAUUCCCAGGAUCGCAUUGGCCUUGCAGAUUAUGCACUGGAGUCUUCAGGUGGCAGCAUCUUAAGCACACGCUGCUCAGAAACGUACAAGACCAAGACGGCCCUGAUGAGUCUGUUCGGCCUGCCACUGUGGUAUUUCUCUCAGUCUCCCCGCGUGGUCAUACAGCCGGACAUAUAUCCUGGGAACUGUUGGGCGUUCCGAGGUCCGCAUGGAUAUCUAGUGAUCCGUCUGUCCAUGAAGAUCGUGCCCACAGCCUUCUCCCUGGAGCACAUCCCCAAAGCCCUCUCACCUACUGGCAACAUCCACAGUGCACCGCGCAACUUCACAGUCUACGGUCUAGAACAUGAAGAGCAGGCAGAAGGGCAGCUCCUGGGGAACUACAUCUACCAGGAGGGCGGUGACACUCUUCAGACUUACCCAGUCAAGGAAAACAAAACAGAUUCCUUUCGAUUCAUCGAGCUCAGAGUUCUGAGUAACUGGGGUCACCAGGAAUAUACAUGCCUGUACCGGUUUCGUGUGCAUGGUGAGCCUGCACCACAGUGAUCAUGCACCGACCUGGAUUUGGAUCACUCUGUUUAACACUGGAGUUACUGGACCAUUUUUUCGGUCCAGUAUGGGGACACCCUCAGAUUGACUUCCACACUUGGUGUCCUUGCCUCUCUCGCACACAACACAGUCUUCUUGCAGUUGUGCUUCUCUAAGUAUUUUGGUUCAGCUACCACAUGGGCACUUGGCAGCAGUUCUGAAUUGCACUGGAAAACAGUUAGUAUGUUACAACCAAAUAAAACGUACUAGAAUGUAUUUUAAGCUACAUAUUGUAAAUGUUGUUAAUACUAAGCAAAAAUGAUAAUUUACCUUUUGCAACAUUCCUGUAUAUAUUGUAAUGACUUUCAAGUGCCCAGAUGAAACAGGUUAUUAAUCACUAUUUAUUUUGUUUUUGAGUUGAUCUUAGUAAGUCUUUGUAUUGUGUAUUUUUGUAAAUGCUUUUCAAAUUAUUUGGUAAUUAUCUAUGGACCAGAGGUUGGUUUUUGCAAUUAAAUUAUAUUUUGUUUGUAUGGAAUGUUCAAAUAAAGAACCUUUUUAGAAAUAA